Messenger RNA from Penaeus indicus, 1561 nucleotides. RefSeq lists its product as uncharacterized. Lineage: Eukaryota; Metazoa; Arthropoda; Malacostraca; Decapoda; Penaeidae. The transcript is spliced from 6 exons. The record is from RefSeq and is a predicted model, not a curated record. Bases 53 to 1561 code for a protein of 502 amino acids.
CGACGUCUCACAGUGCCAGCAGGACUGGCGGUGUGAGCGUGUGGUGGAUGUAAUGAGCGAAACAGUGCCGCAGGAUGGAGCACCGCCCGGGACACCCAUGGAGGCCCACGACGAGUACGCCCACGACCACGCCCACCAGUACCUCGAUUCCGAUUCCCAGCCGCAGUCCGAGGACCGAGGCUCCCGGGAGCUGCUUCCCGCGGGCGACGGCGACGGCGGCCACAGCACGACCGACGACGACGACGGGAGAAAGAUGUCGCAGGACUCCCUCAUCUCAGCGAGCCCUCGGGGGUCGCCGCUGCUGCGCCCCUCGCGGCGGCGCGGCUACCAGGACUCCGACUCGUGCCCCAGCGUGUCGCCCAGCCCCGACCCGGACUCGCGCCUCCAGACCUUCGACUUCAGCAUGAUCGAGGUGCCCGACGAGGGCGACGGCAUCUCGGCGGCGCUACAGACGGAGAGGGAAUUCCUGGACUUCAUGCUGUCGCUCCCACAGGUGCAGAAGGAGGGUCCGGGGCGGCCGCAGCAGGUCCAGAAGGAGGCAGGAGGCCAGCCUCCUCAGGAUAUGUCGCCGCCGCCCCGGAGCGAACACCGCAGCCCCACGCGCGCCCCCGCCUCCGUGGGCGGCGUCGUGGGCACCAAGGUGGGCCUGGAUCACCUGGACAACCUCUGCCGCAUGAUGGAGCAGCUGGGGGAGCUUCGCGAGCAGAACACGCGCCUGCAGAGGAGAGUGCAUUACCUGGAGGAGCUGCAGACGUUGCAGGAGAUGCACCGCCACCUGCAGGAAACCCUGGAGGCCCGCCGCUCCGGCCUCGGACUCGGCCCCAUUCACCUAUCGGAUUCCGACAUCCACCUGGACGAGGAUGUGGAAGGCGGCGGCGGAGAGCUGUCCCGCCACGGCUCGGAGGACAGCCUGCUCCUGCUCGGCCACCGCCCGCAGCACAAAGAUCAGUUCCUCGAGCUUCCAGAGUCCCCGGUGAGACGCCACUCGAGCUCGGAGGAGGAGAGACGGGUGGCCACUCUCGAGAGGGACGACCGAGGACGACCACACGACAAGGAGAAGAAGGGGCAUCGCUCAGCAUGGGGAAAGGUCAAGAAUAUAAUACCUGCGCCCUCUCAGGUCAAGAGCAUGAUAAGCACACGUCGAGACAGCGUCAGGAAGAAGUCCUCCUCGGCUGGACAUCGGAAGUCUACCACGGAACGGCCGGACGUCUCUGCGGGCGUCGCCGUCGAAGUCUCUGCCGCGUCCGAUCCAGAGGAUUACGAGGUCGACUACGAGGGUCUGGUAGGGGAGGCCGUCGACCCAGGGGGCGCCGUCGGGCUGUGUCUCGAAGGGAACGAGGGGGAGUGGGAGACCGGGGGGGUUUGGGUGGGCCCGAGAGAGGAAGAGAGCCCCGCCAGCACCAGCAGCUUGGGCGCCAGGAGGGCCAAGCCGCAGCUCACCAUCACCGUCCCCUCCAGCGAGAACCUCAGCCUCCUUCAGGAAGCGGGUGACAGGGCGCGGCAACCACACAGAUCACCCGAGACGCGACACAGAAAAUGUUCACCUGCGCAGCUUGCUUAG